GCGUUACCUCCAGUGCUGUUACUGCGUUAUUUACUUUCAACUUCCUCUUUGCAUUCCUAUCCAGUUUUUCUAACAAAAGAUCCGAUUUUCGAAAAAAAAACGCUUUUUUUUUAAUUAAUAAAUAGUUGGCAAAGAAAUGAACCGGAGCGUGUCGGAGGCCCGUAUCGUUUUUUGAUCCCUUUCGUUUCGGAAAAGAGGCGCAAUGGAAGAAGGCGACUUGUCCUGCCCGUCAAAGAGCUGUGUACUGAUAAACGACCGGGUUUUCAGAAAUUCCAGACCGAGUCACAACUGAGAGUUCACGCGAGAAAGCACGACAUGAUACUCACGCUCAACAAAGGCAACGUAUCAACAAUUGACCAGACGCCGACGCCGACCCGGUUUAUAAGGAACUGUGAAGAAAUUGGCCUUUUCCAGGACUUACAGAAUGUAAACCCGUUCGAGGAGACGUUCAGGAAAGCAGCCGAGAACGUUAAGAAAGGUGGAUCUCAUAGGAGUGAAUCGCCGUCCUUCUUGAGCAAACCCGCUGGCGAUGACCUUCACACUCCCCAUUUGUUUCCUGAAGUCCAGCAAGAAAUAACAAUUAAUAAUGAAAAUGAAUGCAGUGAAGAAGUCGUCAUAAGGUCAGAAGCUGACACUUCUUUAAAGCCGAUUACUCCACAGCCCUCACCUCCAACUCUUGAAGGGCAAAAGAACGAAAGCAACGAAGACCCCGUCCAGGUCAUCUUAAAGCUUCCGAGCGGCGGUUUUAUACAAUUGUCGACAAAACCGUUGCAAGCCAUACCAGUGAAUAAUUCAGUCUCUUUGUUGCCUUCACUCAAAGCGAACAAUAGCACGGUGAUACUCACCCCGACAACAGAAGUGAUUCAGGAACUAACGCAGACCAAGCCUGUAAUCCAAAACAGCCCUGAUGUUAAAUCGAAGCUCAAAGCUUUUCUCGGAGGAUCGACAAAAGCACCAGCUAAUUUUAACAUAUCACCAGAUUCGAAAUCAUCAAAUUCAAAACCCUCCCGUCAGAAAAGAAACUCAAGCCCUAGUUUGAAGAAAAUUGUGUCGGAAUCCGUAGAAGACGAUGCUUUGAGAGAAAAAAGGCAAAAAGUCCUCGAAAGGAACAGGGAAGCUGCUUACCGAUGUCGUGCCAAGAGAAAGAAGUGGGUCGAGGAACUGGUCCGAAGGGCAGAUCAGAUGUCAAAUGCGAACCGUGCACUCAUCCAUGAAGUAUCCUCGCUUAAAGAAGAAGUCGCCAGGCUCAAGGGUCUACUGCUGGCCCAUGCCAAUUGUCCCAUUACGCUAGCAGCUAAUGCACAGUUGGAGUUCACGGCACAUAAAACGGCUAUGAAUUUGAAUCGUGAAAGGCUGACUCUGAGCCUGGAGAAAGCGGCUGAAAAUGAAAUCAUGGAUUUGGAUUCGCCAUCCCUGGUCGUUAAGAAGGACGAGGUCCUCUCCGCGGCUGCACCACCUUCGACACCCGAUGAAAGGAUAGUCACAUUCCCCGAACUCGACAGAGAUGACUUGACAGAAGUAUCUCUUGAAGACAAGUUAGCCUCAUCAUCAAUCGGAACGACGGUCAUACAAAUAAACCCCAACGUCCUCAAGAACCACAGCUUCAGUUAACAUCAAACCAACAGCCCAUUCGAUCAAGACUACAAUGGGGAACUAUUCUGUUUUAUAAAUAUCUAAUGACUUUUCUAUCAAUUUUAAUUUUCUGUUUAUUAAGCCAAAUUUCUUUAAUUGUUUAAGAACAAUUUUUUUUUAUACAAUUUAAGUGAAAUGAGGAGAAAGUUUUUAUUUGUUUCAUCGUAUUACAGUGGAGUCCCACUAGUUCGAUCAAGUUUAGAUCGAGAUUUGCAGAAAUUUCGAUUAACCAAAUAACUAGUUGUUAAGACAUAUAAACUGGAAGUUUGGAAAAAAUCUGGACAAGGAUGAAAGUGUUUGGACUUUAAUUCUCACUAGUUUAGUACGUCUGAUAAUUUAAACUUCUCGCCAUCUUCAGUUUUUAAUAUUAAUCUUGAGAAGCCGAAAUGCGUCUGACAUGCUAAACCAGCAAUGGCUCAUCAAAUAUUUGGAAUCGACCAAACUAAAGGCCCAUUGCAACACAAAUGUCAGGGUGAAAUCUUACAAUUUAAAAGUGAAAGUGCAACAAAAUCGGGCCAGUGUUUUCAUUUUUAAUAAUUUUUCUUAUAUUAGCCAAAGUAUGUUCCUGGAGUUAAUAAUUUUUUUGGGGGGGGAUCGAAUCGAUAACUUUUUGAGUCAAGAGUUAAUUUAACCCAGCUACCGCCGUCCCCAGUCCAGAGUUAAAAUUGGGAAAUACCACAAUAACUGACCAUUAAUACUGUUUAUAUAAAAGUGAAAAAUACAAAAAUUUUCUUAGCCAACUGAAAGCAGGGUUUAGAUAAGCGGGACUCCUCUGGACGUUAUUUUAUUUAUUUUAAUGCUUUAUCCAAAGAAUAACUUAUAAUCAAAAAACCCGUGAAAGUAGAAUUAACUUCCAUAAAUUUCGUCUCAUCACAGUUACAAGAAUUUUUUUAUAUGUUCUCUCUCUGUACAGCUAGUGGCCCAAUUUCUCC
Messenger RNA from Cimex lectularius (bed bug), 2564 nucleotides. It is a transcript of the gene Atf-2, whose product is annotated as cyclic AMP-dependent transcription factor ATF-2. The record is from RefSeq and is a predicted model, not a curated record. Gene Ontology annotation, molecular function: cAMP response element binding; DNA-binding transcription factor activity, RNA polymerase II-specific. NCBI's taxonomy places the organism in Eukaryota, Metazoa, Arthropoda, Insecta, Hemiptera, Cimicidae. The transcript has 11 exons. Bases 316 to 1611 code for a protein of 431 amino acids. Gene Ontology annotation, biological process: regulation of transcription by RNA polymerase II.